AUGCGUUUCUCCCAAUUCUUGGCGCUCUUCUUCAUGUUGACCGUGUUCUCCAUCACCACGGCUCAACCCUACCAAGGCUACCGUACCUACCGUAGUCCCCUCCGUGACGGAACAUUCGAUCACGCCUCAAUGUUCAGAUUCACGUCAGACGGCUCAGCCGCGAGUGGUCAGAAGCUUCCAAGGUUUGGACAAGGUUUCAGAGACUACCCGUACGCCCAGGUCCAAUACGGCGCCUCGUCGCCGAUGUAUGUUUUUGACGGUCGUCUGUACAAUCUGGCGUCAGCACGCUCUUAG
Molecule: messenger RNA, 294 nt
Organism: Caenorhabditis remanei
Lineage: Eukaryota; Metazoa; Nematoda; Chromadorea; Rhabditida; Rhabditidae
Exons: 3
Coding region: 1-294 (97 amino acids)
Source: RefSeq, a predicted model, not a curated record